AUGCAAGAAAAGCUCCACGAGGCAAGGAGGACUGAGGAACAUCUGAAGAUUGAGGAGGCAGAAAGACGUGCAAGAGUGGGUGCGUCCGAGUACGAUGUGUUCGAUGUCACCUUUGCUUCACAGGACUUAGCACUGAAUAAGACUCAAGAACGUGCAAUUCCGACUGAGCCACCUAGAGCAUCACUUAAUGUUUUGCCAGAAACCGCAGAAGAGGAGACAGCUAGUGGUGGCACAUUGAACUCAUGCGAAAGCUUGUGCUCCACAUCUCCAGCACAACCACCGCCAGCGAGCGAGCAGGAUGUCGUUCUAGCUCGUACGAAUGCCGUCAAGAAUUACUCUGACGAUAAUGAUUCCGGUGAGCUGACUCGAGAUGAAGACGAACGUGUGUCAUUUUGUAGCCGGGAUUUCAAACAAGCUCAAGGAAUGGAUAUUGAAGAUGUUGGAGUCGGUGAUUUUUCGGAUGACGAUUCUGCCAUAGAUCCAGAAGCGGAGGAUGAUGAGAUGAAUAACAGUAUGGAAAACGGGAACGGAAAGGUCAUGGAACAGACAGCAUAUAUUGAUAAACAGGAUGCGCAUUCUAGUUCCUACUUUCCACCCAAGAAGAGUACCGAUAAAGAUUCCAACAACUACUCAACUCCGAUCUCAUCAUCUCAGACUUUUGUUGAAGGCCAAACAAGCGCGCCGUCUUCACAACAGUCUCAACAGAAUCCCAUGAAUAAUUGCGCAGCUUCUCCCAGCCCAUCGCCGAUGAUGCCAAACUCCGAAAAUCCUACAUCCAUGGACCCAAGCCAAGAAGCGGAUGCAAUCCUUAAUACGCUCCUUAAAGCUCCGCCAUCUCCAAUCCAAGAAGAGAUGGCUUUCGAUUUCAAUUGUAGCCUUGAUAACGACGAGUUUGAUCCCACAGCAGCACUUAAUAUCAGUGCACACAGCAACGCAAAAGACUUUUCAUUCUCAAUUUUCGGACUGGGAGGUGAUGCUGCAGCUGAUGAAGGAUCCGAUGGAGGCUUCGCCUUUGAUUUUGGUGGUACUUCAAAUGAGAAUGAAGACAGGGAUGAUGGCAGAUUUCAGUUCAAUUUUAAUGAUAGUUCUGCCAAUGACGGUUCUGGCGAAAAGACUGGCAAAAGUUUUAACUUGUUCGAUUUUUGA
Molecule: messenger RNA, 1146 nt
Organism: Haemonchus placei
Lineage: Eukaryota; Metazoa; Nematoda; Chromadorea; Rhabditida; Trichostrongylidae
Source: the annotation of a GenBank genome assembly